CAACACGUGUGACAGUGUGACAGAAAAUAAUAUAAACAUUCAAUUUUGCAGGUUAAUUAAUAAACAAUAUUAUAAACAAAAAUGGAAACAAUCACUGAAGAGAAUAUAAAAAUCGAAGAAGAAGAAGAAGAUGAAAACAGUGAAUUUUAUUUUGAAUCUGAUCACUUGGCAUUGAGAAACAACAAAGAUUAUUUAUCUCUUUUAAAAACAGUAGUAACAUUGGAAGCCCUGAGAAUAAAAUCACUUGAAGAUUUAGACACAUUGAUAAGUUGGCGUAAAAAAGCACUUGAUGAUCCAUUAUCAUUUGCAAAACAAUUACAAGAUGGUUGUCAUCUAGAGUUACCAGGUAGUCGUAAAAUACCAGAUAUUCCAAAAAUUGAUUUUAGCCAAUACACUGUUUAUGGUAGUGAUACAAGAAUGGGCCCACAAACAAGACCCAAAGAACCAGCACCAGUAUGUGAAAAAAAAAUUGAUGAUAAUAAAAGACUUGUUAGAGGUAGAAUAUUUGAUGACAGUAAACCAGAAACAUUUAAUCAACCAUGGACAGAUGAAGAACAAAUGAGACUUGAUCGUUUACUUGAAAAAUAUCCAGAAGAAACAAUUCAAAUGCGUAGAUGGACUAAAAUUGCAAAUGAAUUGGGUAAUCGUACACCAAAACAAGUAUCAAGUAGAGUACAAAAAUAUGAAAUAAAAUUAAAACAAGUUGCAUUGACAUUUAGAAAAGGUAUUAAAAGUGAAACAAGUACUCAUUCACGUUUAGGUAAACGUAAACGUCGUGGUAACAGAGCAUCAACAUUUUUUCCAUACAAAGAAUUUGAUAAUUGUGAAAAUCAUGAUGAUGUUGAUGAUAAUAAUAUGGACAUUGAUAAAAAUAAUUGUGAUAAUAGUAUUGAUGGUGUAUCAAGUAAUCCAAGUGGUUAUUGUGAUGACAGUAAUAGCUCUGAACGUAGUGAUAAUCAUACACAAAGAGUAUACAGUCAUAUUGAAAUGUUACAAAGAAUUAAAAAAUGA
Molecule: messenger RNA, 1011 nt
Organism: Aphidius gifuensis
Lineage: Eukaryota; Metazoa; Arthropoda; Insecta; Hymenoptera; Braconidae
Gene: Atac1
Product: ZZ-type zinc finger-containing protein 3
Exons: 2
Coding region: 82-1011 (309 amino acids)
Source: RefSeq, a predicted model, not a curated record